AUGCUCCUGAACCUGUGCCUCGCCGCGACCUUCGGGUUGUCAUUGACAUCGCCCGCUCUCGCCCAGACUUUCGACUGGGCCGCAGCGUAUACAAAAGCCAAUGCUGCCCUCGCCAAGCUAUCACUCCAAGAUAAGGUGAAUAUUGUCACCGGCGUUGGCUGGGAUAAGGGGCCUUGCGUCGGAAACACACAGGCCAUCUCCUCCAUCAGCUACCCUCAGCUGUGCCUACAGGACAGCCCCCUGGGAAUUCGUUUCGGCAAGGCCUCCACCGCCUUUACUCCUGGUAUACAAGCUGCUUCGACAUGGGAUAUCGACCUGAUUCGCCAGCGCGGUCAGUUCAUGGGCGCUGAAGCAAAGGCGGCUGGCAUACACGUCCAACUUGGCCCUGUCGCCGGCCCCUUGGGGAAAAUCGCACAAGGUGGCAGGAACUGGGAGGGGUUUGGGCCUGAUCCUUAUUUGACUGGCAUCGCUAUGGCCGAGACCAUCCAGGGCAUGCAGGGUUCCGGUGUUCAGGCCACCGCAAAGGUCAGUGGCUUUUGGGAGCUUCUUUCACCUUCUCAGAGGCGGGCGGCUCUUGCUCCUCUGUUGUCGAACACCUUCGACAGCCUCGGCAGUCUAUUACUCUCUGAGGACUGUUGCGGCGGGCUUACUGUGGCAGCCCCGGGAGGUCCACCCAAACAUUAUAUCUUGAACGAGCAAGAGAAGAACCGCGAAACCAUGUCUGGCCGUGUUGAUGACAGGAGCAUGCACGAGCUCUAUCUUUGGCCGUUCGCCGACUCCGUCAGAGCCGGGGUGGCUGGCGUGAUGUGCAGCUACAACAAGAUCAACGGGACAUGGGCAUGUGAGAACGACAAUGCGUUGAACAAGUUGUUGAAGCAGGAGCUUGGGUUUCAGGGAUAUGUCAUGACCGAUUGGAACGCUCAGCACUCGACUGUCCAAGCGGCUAACACAGGCCUGGAUAUGACCAUGCCCGGCUCAGACUUCAAUGGAGGAACAAUAUUUUGGGGGCCAGAACUUACAAAAGCGGUGAACAGUGGGCAGGUAGCUCAAAGCCGUGUGGAUGACAUGGUCAAACGCAUUCUAGCCGCGUGGUAUGUCGUUGGUCAAGAUACCGGUUACCCUCCUAUCAACAUCCAGGCCAACGUCCAGGGGGACCACAAGACCAAUGUGCGAGCUGUUGCAAGGGAUGGGAUUGUCCUGUUGAGAAACACGGGCUCGAUCCUCCCGCUCAAAAAACCAACAAAACUCGCCCUCGUCGGCUCCGCAGCUGUCUAUCCCUAUUUCUCGGCACCAUACGAUGCAUUGAAGACCCGGACCUCAGCCGAUGGCACAACGUUAACUUUGAGCAGUAGCGAUAGCACGGGCAAUGUGGCCAGUACAGUAUCUGGUGCCGAUGCUGCUAUUGUCUUCAUUACCUCCGAUUCUGGAGAAGGCUACAUCACCGUCGAGGGGAAUGCUGGAGACAGGAACAAUCUUGAUCCUUGGCAUAACGGCAAUGCCCUCGUUCAGGCAGUGGCAGCAGCCAACAAGAAUACCAUAGUUGUGGUCCAGAGUGUUGGCCCAGUCAUCCUUGAAAAUAUUCUGGCACUUGAUGGUGUGAAGGCUGUUGUUUGGGCAGGCCUGGGCAGCCAAGAAAGUGGCAAUGCGUUGGUGGAUAUCCUUUAUGGCUCCACUAACCCCAGCGGAAAACUCCCUUACACUAUCGCGAAGUCGGCCACGGACUACGGAACGGCUGUCGCUUCCGGGGACGACAGUUUCCCCGAGGGACUGUACAUCGACUAUCGCCACUUUGACCGAGCCAACAUUGCACCAAGAUACGAGUUUGGUUAUGGGCUGUCUUAUACCAACUUUACCUACUCCAAAUUGACCGUCACAUCAACAGCCACGUUUGGCCCUGCGACGGGACCCAUUGCGUCAGGCGGGCGGAGCGACCUUUUCCAACAAGUUGCUACUGUGACAGCCACAAUUACUAACAGCGGCUCUGUGGGUGGUGCCGAGGUCCCCCAGUUAUAUCUUUCAUUACCGUCUGGUGCUCCAGCUGCGCCACCGAAACAGCUCCGCGGCUUCACGAAGCUAUCUCUUCAGCCAGGUGCGAGUAGCACUGCAACCUUCAACCUCCGGAGAAGGGACCUGAGUUACUGGGACGUAGCUAGCCAGAAUUGGGUGGUGCCUAAAGGAAACUUUGGUAUCAGCGUCGGGGCUUCGAGCCGAGACCUCAGGCUGACCGGCAGCAUCACCGUCUCGUGA
Molecule: messenger RNA, 2247 nt
Organism: Diaporthe citri
Lineage: Eukaryota; Fungi; Ascomycota; Sordariomycetes; Diaporthales; Diaporthaceae
Exons: 7
Coding region: 1-2247 (748 amino acids)
Biological process (GO): glucan catabolic process
Molecular function (GO): beta-glucosidase activity
Source: RefSeq, a predicted model, not a curated record